Molecule: messenger RNA, 2057 nt
Organism: Nematolebias whitei (Rio pearlfish)
Lineage: Eukaryota; Metazoa; Chordata; Actinopteri; Cyprinodontiformes; Rivulidae
Product: cysteine/serine-rich nuclear protein 1
Exons: 5
Coding region: 125-1816 (563 amino acids)
Biological process (GO): regulation of transcription by RNA polymerase II
Cellular component (GO): nucleus
Molecular function (GO): DNA-binding transcription factor activity, RNA polymerase II-specific; sequence-specific DNA binding
Source: RefSeq, a predicted model, not a curated record
UCAUGUUCUCACUGGGAGCUCCACUAGCAGAACAAAAUGCUCCGCUGGCCGCAGGAACAGCCGUAACUGGUCUCCAACAGGCUCCUCUUCAGUUUGUGGAAGUCUGACGAUCAUCAGUCAAACCAUGAGAGGCAUCCUGAAGAGAAAGUUUGCAGAGGUAGAGAAAUACUCCAGCUCUUCCUCUUCUCCUUCCUCUCUCUCCUCCUCAAACUGGGAGUCCGAUGGGGAGGGGAGCUCAUCAGAGAACCAGGAUUUCCCCCCUCACAGUCCCGCCUCGCUCUCCGCCCUGCCCAACGAGUCCAUCCUGAAGAGGCCCGGGCGUAGUAAAACGCAGAGCACUGUGCGCUUCGACCAGGUGGAGGUGUACAGGUUCCCCCGCUGCCAGGGCUUCAGCAGCGUCCCCAGCCGAGGAGGGGCCACCCUCGGCAUGGUGCGCGGUCACAGCGCCCUCCGGCGGUAUACGGUGGCGGAACACGCCUCCGAGCAACGGCUCAGGCGCCAAGAGAGGCACAGAGAACGACAGAGACAGAAGAGGUUCGAGGCGCUGAAACGUAAACUGAUCGUCAGCGGAGCUGCUGGGCAGCACGACGCAGACGGGCUCGCCGUGGAUCAGCUUCUAAAUGAGGAGGCAGAGAUCCAUGUUACCGACUCGGACCUGGAGGACGGAGGCUUCCUUCGACCCGUCUCCUCCAGACAGCGACAGGCGCUCCUGCAGGCGGCGGGGGUGAAGGUGAUCGACAAGGAGGAGAGGCGGCAGCUUCACGGGCUGCGGCUCUCCAGGGAGGCGUGCGGGUGUGACUGUCAGGGCUUCUGUGAGCCGGAGAGCUGCGCCUGCAGCCUGGCAGGCAUCAAGUGCCAGGUUGACCGGUUCAGCUUCCCCUGUGGAUGCACGAAGGACAGCUGUGGAAACGCACAAGGCCGCUUCCAGUUUGACGCCCGGCGCGUGCAGACCCACUACAUCCAUACGCUGAUGAGGCUCGACCUGGAGCAGCGACUGCACCGCGAAACACUGAACCCAGAGGACCAGGCAGAACUUCCAGAGGAGCUCCAAGAAUUCAGAACCCAGGAUGAAGUCCGCCCCGAUCAGAGUGCGCAGGAAAAGAGGUGUCCCUUUGCCUAUUCCUCGGAGGAGGACAGCCUUCCUCUCACCAUGCCGGCUCCUCCAUCCUUCCACUGCGUCCCUGAGCGGCUGCUUGAGGAGAGCAGCUGCAGCAGCGACACGUCUGACUCCUCCUGCUCCUCCUCUGACUCGGACACCGGAGCAUUUCUCCGAGAGGCUCCACCUGAAGCCGACUCCAGGAACUGCUUCACACGCAGCCACCUGAGGCCCGUCAGAGAGCCGCCGACCUCUGACCCUCACACCACGACCUCUGACAGUACGAGACCACGAGCCGCCGUCACAGACAGCAUGGGUCUGAGCGGCACAUACCUUGACGAGAACGCUAAUCAGUCCACAGACUUUUUCGAGGACGGUUCUCUGGAGGACUUCCCCCACACCCCAUCCCCCACCGUGGACUUCUCCAGCAGAUACGUGGACCUGAGCCUCUCGUCCGACUCGGACCUGGAGUUCUUCCACAGGGACUACCCCUGCGGCCCCCUGCACAGCUCGUUUAAAGAGCACAGACACUCGGACAGCGUUCAGCUCUUCCAGCUGUUCAGCUCUGUUCGUUUACCACAGCAGGAGUCCAGCACCCACCUCCUGGAGUCCAGCACCCACCUCCUGGAGUCCAGCACCCACCUCCUGGAGUCUCUGAUGGGCCUGUCUGAACCCGGCUCCGAGCACAUUUAUUCAGUCACAGACACGCAGCUUUUAUAGCUGCAGGGAUUCAAAAAUGUGUUCAAGAAACUGAAAGUAAAAAAAGUGCUUUUAUAUAUUUGUUAUAUUUCAAUGUGUAAAUCAUGUGUGAAAGCCUAAUUUUUUAUUUUAUAAAUAUUAUUUUCUGAGAGAAACCACACGUGAGUAAGUCAUGUGACUUUUUAUUUUCAAUGAUUAACAUUUAACUGCAGUAGAUUGAAUUAAUGAUUUUUUACAAAGGUUUACCCAAAGUCAGUAAAAG